AUGCAAACUGAAGUUGCUCCCUGUUCAUAAGAUCAAAAUUAAAAGGACACUCUAAUGAAGAUGGAUAAUUAAAUAAAUGAAGAAGACAAUUAGAACCAAAAUGAAGCUAUGGAUAUUGAGAACAAUCAUUUCAAUUAAUAAAAUUAGAGUAAAAAUUGCAAAUAUCCUUUCAUAGGAAAAAGAAAACAAAUUAUUGUUUAAACAUAGCCAUCUCUGAUUCUUAAUGAAAAAAGGCAAAGAAAACCACCUUCAACAGCAUAUGCAUAUAGAGAUCCAUCCCCAUAAAAAAUUGUGGAAAAAAAAAAACCUUAAAAAUACUAAAUAAGUUCUAGGAUGGACGAAAUUUGUACAAAUAUAGCAAAAUGGGAGUAGUUUUAGAAAGGUCUAAACAACCUAGGAUAUCCUAGUAUCGUCUUAGAUGAAGAAAAGAUUUACGAUUUAUUAAAGGAUUACGAUUAGAAAGAUGAAGCUGGUAAAGAAUACUUAUUAAAAAUGCUUCUAAGAAUUGUUGGAGAAGCUAUGUGUUUUAAUAAUAAAAAUGAGAUUAAUACACAAAUAAAGAAUAAAAUUGAAUCGAUCACUUAGAGCAAGAACAUUAUCAUAAAUUGGACCUUGUAAAAGUGGGAGGAACAGAUUAAGUCUUUCUUAGAGAUUAAGGCUGAAUUAAGCGAGGAAAUCCAGUUUGCAUAGCAUUUUGAUUUUUAAGCAUUGUAAACUAUUAUCGGAAAUAAUCUGCCUAAUUAUAUAGAGGAAGCAAAAUUCAAUGUUACAUUAAUUGCAUUGAAAUCAAAACAAAUUGAUGAUUUAAAAAAAGUAUGCGAUUUGAAUGAGUUGAAAAAUGUAAGAUUAAUAAGAGAGUAUUUGAUUACUUUAAAUCACAGAGUAGAUUCACUCAAGAAAAUUAAAGAGAAAAUAAAUGCUAUAAAAAAAUAUGAAGAUGAAAAUGAGAUUAUAGAAUCAUAUAAUCAAUUGGAUUCAAAGAUACUAGAAUUUAAAAAUACUCCCAUUAAGUUUCUUUAGAAAACAGAAGUAAAGGUGAAACCACCUACUACACAACCUAAAUAAAAAUCAAAACCUUAAAACCUUGAAAAAAUAGAAAAUAACUUAAGUAAUGAAAAUGAAUAAAUAAAUUCAUAAGGAAACGUUUAAACUGAAUCAAAUCAACCAACAGAAUAAAAAAUAAAUGAAAAUAAAUCAAAUAAAAAGAAAGAGAAAGAAUAAUAGAAAUAGGAGAAGGUUGCUAAAGGAGCACUUGAUAAAUAUAAAUUUAAGAAGCUAGAAAUAUAAGAAAUUCAAAAUUAAAAUCCAAAAUUAGAAACAUAGAAUAAUUAGUUUGAGUCAGUCACUUCUCCAAGAGAUAAUAAUUAAUAAACAUCAGGAAAAGAUGUUUAAUUAUAAGAUACAAAUGAAACUCAAUAAAAUCGUUAAACUUCUCAAUAGCCAUAGUAAUAAUAAUAACCAUAACCACAAAUUACAGGAAAAAAUCUUAAGCAUUUCUUUUUUGAAAAGAAAUAAUAAGUAGUUCAAAAAUAAGAUGAAUAUUAAAGAAAACAAUUAACACCUAAUAGGAUGGAAUAAUUCGAAGCCUUGAUUGAAAAAAUGUCUAAUAUGUAAUUGUAAGAAGAAAAGGUAUAAGUAUCCUUAAACGAUUAUAACUCUGAUGAGAUUGAAAUUUAAGAAACAAAACCUUAAUAAGUAAGGAUUAGAAAAAUUCACAUUUACAUAGCAGAUUCAGAUAAAGAAUUCAAUGGACAUUAGUUUGUAUAAUUAAGUCAAGUCAUCAGACCAAGAGCUCCUUUCUAAUUAGAUGAUGAAAUCGAUUAUGAUAAAGACUCCUUAGAUGAAGUAGAGGAAAUUUUAGCAGAAAAUCUAUCAGAUAUCAAUGACUCUGAUGAGGAUUAAAGUGAGGAGAGUGAAUAGAAGGAUAGUUUUCUAGUAGAUGAUAAUCAUCUAUCUUAAGAUGAGGUCGAGGAUCCUGAAGAAAUGUUAAAUAAUAAAUGUAUUGCAAAUAACACACAAGUUCAAAAUGGAAUAGUAUACAUUAAAUUCUCUUAAAUUGAGCCCGUCUUCUUUGAAAAUUAUAAAGCUUAAUACAUUCCUUAAUAUUUUGCAAACUAGCAAUUAAAAGAGUAGACUCAUGGAAAUACUCUAUAAUCUAUUUUAACUUAACAAGGAAAUAACACUAAAAUAACAUAAAUUCCAAAGGCAAAAAUGAAUUUUAGCAAUAACAAUUAGAAAAAACAAAAUAAACCUAAAAAACCAAAAGCCACCCCUAACCCUACUACUGAUUCAUAAAAUUAAACUACUUCUCUAUAAACAUAAAAAUUGCAAUCAAGCAGCAAAACAUAAGUGGAAAAAAGUGCAACUAAAUAAAAAUCUUAGACUAAAGUCGAUAAUAAAGUUGAUGAAGAGAAAAUACAAUAAAAGGUUGAGGAUAAUAAUAAAUGUGAAUAAGAAAAGAGAGUGGACCAGCAAAAAGAAUAAGACAAUGAAUAGAAUCAAAAAUUGUAAUAAAACUUUAUUGAUGAAAACUUAUAAUGA
Molecule: messenger RNA, 2541 nt
Organism: Paramecium tetraurelia
Lineage: Eukaryota; Ciliophora; Oligohymenophorea; Peniculida; Parameciidae
Exons: 3
Source: RefSeq, a predicted model, not a curated record